Messenger RNA from Babesia bovis T2Bo, 1633 nucleotides. RefSeq names its product AP2 domain family protein. NCBI's taxonomy places the organism in Eukaryota, Apicomplexa, Aconoidasida, Piroplasmida, Babesiidae. Gene Ontology annotation, molecular function: DNA-binding transcription factor activity. The coding region runs from base 143 to 1603 and encodes 486 amino acids. Gene Ontology annotation, biological process: regulation of DNA-templated transcription. The transcript has a single exon. The record is from RefSeq and is a predicted model, not a curated record.
CAAUGUCAUGUCAGAUGCUGAAGACUCCCCUCAAUGUUUACCCUAAAAGAACAAUUGUAGGGAUUUAUAUAAUUUAACAUUCGAUAUAUAUACCAUAUAAUUCAGGGGGAUUCUAUUCAUUGAGAUCAUAAAGAACAUCAGGAUGCUAGUAUUCAACCCUGCUACCUACCAACAAACUGGAUUCCCUCAAUCACCAGAGACUAAAACAACAGAACCCUCAUUCGUGCAUGACGAGCCAACUAGAUCGAUAUGGGCUCCUCCUGUGAAACCCUUGCCUAAUGGAACCAAUCAAGCUUUCUUCUUUAUGUACCAAAUGAAACUGUUAAAUACCCUUGGUCUAGUUAAAUCUGUAUGUAGACCUUGGGGAACUCUACCUCACGGAAACGAUUUUGCAUACCACUUCAAUCAAAUAGCUACUACAAACAAUAUGAGCUUGCUACAGGGUUAUGAAUCGAUAUUCAGUGCCAUCUAUGAUAGGUUUGACGCCGAGGCUGCAGACCCCGAUGAUGCGAUCGCAUCAUUGUGGGCACAAGUAGCAGAUGUGGAUUAUUUCAAAAUAAUAUAUCGACUUGAGUGUAUGAGGAAUAAUACUCCAUUUGAUAAUAAAAGCUACAAUGAAAUGCUUGAGAGGACAGUAAACAAUGUGGAACUUCAAGGUGACCUCGAUCAAACAAUAGGAGUUAGCAAAUUCGACGAAAUACCAUCAUGGAAUAAAUUCAACUGGGAAUAUAAAAAUAGACAAUAUUCGCUGACACCAUAUGAAGAAGAAGGUGGAUUGCACUCCGAUGUUGAUAUGGACAUUGCAGCAGCAUUUAAUGUCGCUGAACAGUAUGAUGACGAAUCAUUCUACAACCCUGAAUACCUAGACGCAGAAAUGAACGCCAUUGAAUUGGAAGAAAGGAUGAGGCAACUCAGCUCAAUGCAAGAAGCUGUUAUCCAAGAAACACAUAGGAUCUAUAACACGCGGAGCCAGAAUGAAUUUGAUAAACUGGUUAUGCAGGUCGUUUCUAAGCCUCGUGAUGCGCAAGGUUUGCGUAAUAUAAAACAAAAUAGAACUUCACGCACGUCAUCUUCGGAAUCCAGAGUUAGCACCAGACAAAGAUCAAGUGCUAGAAAGUCUAACAAUUAUGAUCCGGAUUACGCUGGCGAAUACGGAAUAAAACCGCUCUCCGGUCGUAGGAAAUCUGAUGAAUCCAGAAGGGGUAAAAAGAGGCGUGCAGAUUCACCCCGUGGUCCUAAUACAGCACCUAAAGCUCCAUCAUCGGGAAGGUCGGAUGCAUCACAUGAAGACCAUGCUGCCUCCAGGUGUAACAAUGUAGUGUCAGCCAGUGUAUCGUUCGACAAACGACAGCAGAGAUACAUGGCUCAAUGGAAGACUAGGGAAGGCACCAAGCAUUCCAAGUCAUUUUAUGCAAAAAGAUAUGAUUCGUCGGUGAUGGCACGUAAACACGCAGAGCUAUACAAGACGUACGUACUCCAGCACCGUGACAACGAUGGAGAUAUCAUGGAAGAACCUACAUAUGAAAGAUUGGCCGCCAACAAUUUCAGGGAUCUAGAUUACAUAAACGUGACAGAUUCUAACUAUAUGGAUGACAUGGAGUAAAUUAAAAUAGUGUACAUAAGACAACAGACU